AUGUACGAGUAUUUUUUAGGAUUCGGUAUUAUUCUUUUAUUACUUUAUUGGUUUAGUAAAGGUUUCAAAUCGGUAGAAAAAUCAGAUCUUCAUAAUAAACAUGUUUUGAUAACAGGCGGUUCCAGUGGAAUUGGAAAAUCUGUUGCCAUUGAGGCUGCUAAAUUAGGAGCCCAUGUUACUAUUGUUGCCAGAAAUUCCGAAAAAUUAGAAUUAGCUGUAAAUGAAAUAAAAAAUGUGAUGAACACAUCAUUCCAAAAAUUGUCACCAUACAAUAUUAGUGUUACUCUGUGUUUACCUCCCGAUACAAACACACCUGGAUUUGAAAAUGAAGAAAAAUCUAAGCCUGUUAUCACAAGAUUAAUAUCAAAAACAGCUGGAUUGUUUGAACCUGAUGUUGUAGCAAAACAAUUAAUUUCUGAUGCUUUGAACCAAAGAUUCUUCAGUGUUGUUGGAUUUGAAAGUACAAUAUUAACCACUCUCUGCUCAGGAAUGAGUCCUGUGAAACCUGUUAUUGAUGGAAUAUUUCAAAUACUCUUUAUGAGUUUGUUAAAACUAGUUUCCGUCGGAUACUUUUUUUACUUUAAAAAGUUAAUUUUAAAUCAUGUUAAGCCUUUUAAACCUGAUCCUAAUGAACCCACUUUAAAUAAAAACAAAUGA
Pediculus humanus corporis (human body louse) is the source of this 657-nucleotide messenger RNA. RefSeq names its product short-chain dehydrogenase, putative. The record is from RefSeq and is a predicted model, not a curated record. NCBI's taxonomy places the organism in Eukaryota, Metazoa, Arthropoda, Insecta, Psocodea, Pediculidae. Gene Ontology annotation, cellular component: endoplasmic reticulum membrane. Bases 1 to 657 code for a protein of 218 amino acids. The transcript is spliced from 4 exons. Gene Ontology annotation, molecular function: 3-dehydrosphinganine reductase activity. Gene Ontology annotation, biological process: sphingolipid biosynthetic process.